Messenger RNA from Rasamsonia emersonii CBS 393.64, 4242 nucleotides. Its product is annotated as Translation repressor/antiviral protein Ski3. Gene Ontology annotation, cellular component: Ski complex. The coding region runs from base 1 to 4242 and encodes 1413 amino acids. The record is from RefSeq and is a predicted model, not a curated record. NCBI's taxonomy places the organism in Eukaryota, Fungi, Ascomycota, Eurotiomycetes, Eurotiales, Trichocomaceae. The transcript is spliced from 3 exons. Gene Ontology annotation, molecular function: protein binding.
AUGUCUGCUAAAGCAGCCUUGAAGGCUGUCAGGUCGGCAUUAGACUCCAAAGACUUCGAACUUGCAGCUACCAAAGCGAAAGAGAUCGUCGAUCAGGACCCCACCAACUAUCAUGCAAAUGUCUUCUUGGGACUCGCGCAGGAUAAACUCGGAAAGCCCGAUCAGGCGGAGAAGGCCUACGUCGCUGCGACACGCAUCAAGGACAACGAUAAAACAGCAUGGCAAGGCUUAAUAAACCUAUAUAUGCGGAUGCGUAUGGUUCCAAUUAUGUCCCUCUUUCGUAGAACGUUGCUAACAACUCAUUAUGACCCCAGUGAUGAGAGGGAUCGUUGCGUGGAUGUUGUUGAUAAACACAUCAAAUUCGCUGGGAAGAAUGGAUCCCGCACACAGCAGAAGCAGGCGCUGCAGCUACAGCUUCCAACCUGUCCCCUCUACAAUUGCCUAGAAGGGAGGGUUCCGCACCCCGCGGACACGUAUCUCCGGUUGAUAGAGAUUGCAGAGGCAGAGGAGAAGGAAUUCAUCAAUCGAGAAAUUGGUGAGAGAAGAACUCGCCUGGGCGCAAAAAUUGACCAGGUAACUACGGAAGUGAAACGGGAAGCAUUCAAACGGACUGAGCUCGAUGAAUAUUAUCGCGGCGUAAUAGAUUGGUCCAAUGAUGACGACGUCCGUCACAAAUACGAGGAGAAGCUGUUGCAGCGGGCUUACAACCUGCUUCUUGUUCUCCCAUGGGACCAGAAACCGGCUAAGCGAGAGGAAGUCUAUCGAUCCGCACGUGACAUGGUGAUCAUCAAGCGCCCGUUCGACCUUGCUUGGAAGAUCGUCCUUGAAUGGCAGGAUGCCGAAGAUUUCACCGACUGGGACAUUAGCCUUCUUCGGGAAUUCACCGAAUUUUUCCCUGAAGAUGGGCUUAGUAAGGUUUUGCAAGGGUUCUUCACGAGUGAUAUCUCACCCUUUCCUAAAGAGACUCCGUCACGGGAAUCAAAACAGGAAGAAACAAACGGCGAAAAUGCUGAAAUGGCGGUUGAAGAUCGUUUGAUACUCAUGGCAGAUGGUCUCGAACAUGCACCUUCUUCAAUCAUUGCUCAUCGCAUCAUGGGCCAGCUCUAUCUGAGUCUGGAAGAGGAUGGAAGCGCGGUUGACGUGAUGCGCAAAGGUCUGCUCGUCGUCAAGGAUCUGGUUAAGCAGACCGGCCUCAACCUCCGCAACACAACAGAUGCAAUUAAUAUUACACUGGCAACCGCGUUGAUCUCCUACCAAUCCCCUCGUAAUCACCCGGAAGCCAAGGGCAUUUUUGAAGAUAUCCUCAAAAGAAAACCCACAAAUACCAGCUGCUUGCUCGGCGUUGGCUUGAUACUUGAGGAGGAUCAGGAUUACGGAGAAGCAGUCGAUUUCCUACAGCGAGCCUUAGAACGCGAUCCUUCCAAUCUUAAAAUCCAGGGUGAGCUUUCCUGGUGCAAAGCACUCAAUGGUGAUCUCGAAGCUGGCCUUGAGGGCCUACAAAGGGUGCUUGAUGAAAUACAAAGCACAAAGGGCCACAGCCGAGAAUUCAAGGCAGAGAUUCACUAUCGAGUCGGACACUGCCAGUGGGAACUGGAUCCAUCCCCGUCUGCCCGUAGGGAUCGUAAUGGGGCGUAUGCCAGUUUUCUCGCCUCAAUUCAGUCGGACAUGAAUUAUGCCCCUGCGUAUACCAGCUUGGGAAUCUUCUAUGCAGACUACAAAAAGGACAAAGGCAGAGCUCGUCGGUGUUUUCACAAGGCGUUCGAGCUGUCCUCCUCUGAGAUCGAGGCUGCGGAACGCCUCGCGAGAGCUUUUGCGGAUCAGCAAGAAUGGGAUCUGGUUGAAGCCGUCGCCCAGCGAGUCGUCGACUCAGGCAAGGCCAAACCCGCUCCAGGGUCCAAGCGAAAGGGCCACAGUUGGCCGUAUGCCGCUCUAGGGGUCGUCCAGAUCAAUAGACAGCAGUACACCAAGAGUAUUGUGUCGUAUCAGACGGCACUGAGAAUCUCACCAGAUGACUACCAUUCUUGGGUUGGUCUUGGAGAGAGCUACCACCACUCGGGUCGGUAUAUUGCCGCGACAAAGGCCUUUGAACACGCAGAAGCAUUAGAAGAAAAUCUCUCCGAAGCGGAAAAGAGUAAUACCUGGUUCGCCCGGUAUAUGCUGGCAAAUGUGAAGCGGGAACUGGGAGAUUACGAGGAUGCGAUUACGAGAUACGAAAACGUACUAAAGAUCCGACCGAAUGAGUUUGGAGUGUUGAUCGCCCUCCUGCAGACGCUGACAGAGAGCGCCUGGAGAAGCAUUGAAUCCGGGCUCUUCAAUGACGCCGCCGAACGCGCACACAAAGCCAUAUUGACUGCCACCGAAAUGGCCAAGGAACGACCCAAGGUCUUUAACCUAUGGAAAGCAGUAGCCGAUGCGUGCUCUAUCUUCUCCUACAUCAAGGACAAGGCAGUGCUCACGUCAAUUUCGGACAUCCAUGCAUUACUGGGCAUCGAGCUCGACGAGAGUGCUUUCGACAUUUUGGCAGAUACAGACGAUGUGGGAAGAAAUUAUUCAACCUUACUAAACCCUACGGAUGAGCAGGAUUCCGUAGCGUCGAAUGCUUGCAUCAUUGCCACCAUCCUGGCGUGCAAGCGCGCGGUGUUUGUCUGUGCGGAUGAUGUCCAUGCGCAGGCAGUAUCCUGGUACAAUCUAGGCUGGGCUGAAUACAGAGCAUACAGGUCCAUCGAGCUUGGUGUAGGGAAGAGAGAGAAGAAGCAGCCCCGGAAGUUCCUCAAGGCAGCUAUACGUUGCUUCAAGCGAGCUAUUGAGUUGGAGGCCGGAAACUCGGAGUUUUGGAAUGCCUUGGGCGUCGUGACAUCGACGCUUAGUCCUAAAGUUGCUCAGCAUGCGUUCGUCCGUAGUCUCCAUCUCAACGACAGGAGCGCACAGAAUUGGACGAACAUCGGCGCCUUCUAUCUAAUUCACAAUGACCUUCAACUUUCGAAUCAAGCGUUUACUCGAGCGCAGUCCGCCGAUCCCGAUUAUGCUCACGCAUGGCUCGGACAGGGUUUCCUUGCUCUUCUUUUUGGGGAUCCUGUGGAGGCCAGGGCGCUUUUCACGCAUGCUUACGACAUUUCCAGCUCAUCCGCAGCCCUGCCCAAACGCCAAUACACCCUGAGCCUCUUCGACCAUCUCCUCCACGAUCCGUCCAUGUCAAAUGAAAUAUCGCAACUGAUCCAGCCGUUCUUCGCUCUCCAUCAGCUGCAUUGCCAAGAACCGUCCGAUCUGGCUUUCGAGCACCUUUCUGCUUUACUAGCAGAGCGCAUUGGUGAAUUUGCGGACGCGGAAUCCAGCCUACGGAAUGUCUGCGCCGGAGUGGAAGCAGAGUACGAUGUGACGGAGUCAUCAUCGGCAUUAGCACGCUUCGCACAGGCCAAUGCGGACAUUGCACGAGCACAUCUUGCCAACUAUGAAUAUGAAGCAGCUGCUGAGAAGGCAGAAACUGCCCUCACGCUAUCUGGGGAAGAAGACGCUGCGAAAUUCGACCCGGAAACUAUCCGCAAACUGCGGUUAUCAGCUCAUCUCACUGCUGGUCUGGCCUAUUAUUACCUCAAGUCGAUGGAUCAAGCAAUCGACAUGUUCCGUGACGCCCUUCAGGAGGCAGACAAUGCUCCUGAAGUAGUGUGUCUGCUCGCGCAAGUGCUCUGGGCUAAGGGUGGAGAAGAGGAACGAAAUGUGACUCGGGAACAGCUGCUCGAUUGCAUUGAGAAACAUCCUGACCACGUCGGCGCCGUCACUCUCCUUGGAGCCAUUGCCUUGCUCGACGCAGAUCAGGAUGCCAUUGAAGCGGUCCAGGCCGAUCUGCAGACGAUGAGAACGAGAGAGGAUGUCGAAAUCCAUGAUCGCUCCAGGGUAGUCAAACUGCUGAGUGCCAUCUCCGCCAUGGGAUUCAGCGCGGACAAGACCGCCCCUGAGGACGAAAGACGGAUUGCUGAGGCAACCACGGCGGUCAUGUUAGCACCAGGGCAGCCACAUGGCUGGAUGGAACUGGCCGCUACCACAGGCGAGCUCCAUCCCGCGAAAAUGGCUGUCAAGACCGCACUUCGCAGUGUUCCUCCAAGAGGCGGACUGGAGGCGGAAGAUCUGUGUCGGGCGUAUGUACAGACAGGGAUCAUCGGGGACUCACUCCGUGCUGUUAUGGUUGCCCCUUGGAGAAAAGAGGGCUGGGUAGAGUUGGCUCAUACUUUGUCCGAAUCAGCAUGA